Hypoxylon trugodes is the source of this 1076-nucleotide messenger RNA. RefSeq lists its product as uncharacterized. The transcript has a single exon. The coding region runs from base 155 to 949 and encodes 264 amino acids. Lineage: Eukaryota; Fungi; Ascomycota; Sordariomycetes; Xylariales; Hypoxylaceae. The record is from RefSeq and is a predicted model, not a curated record.
CCUUUUAGUAUACCUCGGGAUAAUCUAAUAUGUCAACAGAGGUGGAGUCUUUCGUCUAAGACUCUUGACAUAUUAUUUAUUCUAUAAUCUAUGUAGCGAUCGAUGCUGUAAACAGAUUAACGAAACCAAAGGGAUAGAACGGGAUAUAAUCCAAAUGGUUCUCUGUCACCUACAUAUCAUCUCCCUUAAAGAUGGUAUUACAGUCGGUUCAUUCCUAAGGAAGCUCCGUCAGAAUGGCAUCAAACCUGUUGUCCAGGCGCGAGCCAUCCGGUGGAUGAUUCGACCUACAGAAUUAUCGGCCAGCCACUUAUUGAGUCGGAACCUCCGCUGGGAUCUCUUUCUGAUCUUGAAGGAGGCUGAUUCGAUCCCACAAUCGGCACAAGCGGACAUCCAAGGUAUAUUCAGCGCAUCUUGCGGCGUCUCAUCGAAAGCGCUAUCGGGCUAUGCGGCUAUAAACACGGAGCUGCUACGCCCAGCUCCAGGAUCGGUCGCACCGCCGGAACCGCACCAGGUAUCGCCCUCGGCUACAUCGCAGAAGUUGGAAGGGAGCGCCGAGCUAAAUGAAUGGAUCGCGGGGCUACCGGUUGAGAUUAGGAGUCAUCCUGUAUCAAUGCUAAAUCUACUCGCAUUCAAUUCGGGCAAAUUAGACGACUAUAAGAAAUACGGCACCGAAUUCGCAGCUAGGGUAGGCUCGAAACACGGCGGACGAGUGAAAAUAGUCGGCAAGGUGGCGGGUGGCCAAGCGCAGGAUCACGGAUGGGAAGAGGUGGCAUUCGUGCAUUAUCCAUCGGUACAGCAUUUCGCAUCCAUGGCGGCGAAUAAAGACUAUCAGGAAAUCAAUCACAAAUACCGACUUGGCGCACUUAAAGAUACGUUGAUCCUAUGUGUGAUGGAAAUUGACGAUGAGGGAAAUCUUGUCAAUGUUCGUAGCACGCGGGAGAAGCUGUGAAGGGGGGGUUGGUUAUUCUGGUGCUCUGGUGCUACAUAGUAAAUUAAUACCGACGACAUCUAAUUCGUACAAAUAACGCCUCUGUCGAUCGCAGUACUUAUUGUGAGAGCGAAUUGUGUUUCCGGAU